CAUUCUAUGCACUUCCUUGUUGGUGUAAAAAUGGCAUCCAAGGUGCAAUGAGAGCGGGGACGGCGAUUCUCUAGGAUUGAUAUGAAAUCAGGGACGAGGUAGUUGUAAGAUUUGUGGUGCAUAUUGUUCUGUGCUGGCAGUCGAUAUGCAAUACAUUGACUUGGUCAGCUUUGUCACAGUAGGGGAAGUGGGGAAAUACGCUUGAUUAGCAAUCGGCUGAAUCCCAAAGGCGUGUAGGAAUUGCUGUUAGCAAGCUAAGCGAGGCAGCGCACAGUGACUGCUUAGCUAAUGAAUUCAGCGGUUGCAAUUCAUUUGUAUCGAUCUGCCUGAUAUAUUGUCAAACAUGGCCAUUACCCAAUUCCGCCUUUUCAAGAUAUGCACAUGCCUAGCUACAAUACUCUCCUUCUUCAAAAGACUAAUAUGCAGGACUGGGAGGUUGCGCAAGCUAAGCGGUGACCAGAUAACACUUCCAACCACUGUUGACUUUUCAUCCGUGCCCAAACAGCCAGAGAUCGAGGAGUGGAGUUCGUGGGAUGAAGACGCUCCAACCAGCAUUAAAAUCGAGGGUGGCAACGGAGUGGUGCCCCCACAGCAGGAUGACGCUGAGGAAGAGGAGCCAGACUACUUCAAAGACAUGGCACCCACCAUCAGGAAAACCCAAAAGAUUGUUUUGAAGAAGAGGGAGCCGCUGAACUUCUCUGCCCCAGACAGCUCCACAGGCUUCUCCAGCAGGCUGGCCGCCACACAGGACGUGUCCUUCAUCACACCAUCGGCGGAGCUGGGAGACAUGGACGCCUGGCAGGAGGACCCUAGUGCCUGGGAAGACGAGUCUGACGCUGCCUGGGAGGCUGAAGAGGUGCUCAGACAGACGAAGUUGGCCGAUAGGGAAAAACGUUCCAUGGAGCAGCAGAGGAAGAAGAUGGAGAAGGACGCGCAGAGGAUGAUGAAGAAGGAGCAGAAGAUCGCCGUCAAGCUUUCCUAACAUUUCCUCCUUUCGUAAAUGAGCGCUGGACACUCACGGACAAAACAAAAAAAAAAAAAAAAGAAAUUUCUUUGUCGUCCGUUUGGUUAAUUGCAGUCACUUGACAUACAAAGUAAAAUCCAUCCUUGCAGAGUGUUUUUCUUUUGUUGUUUUUUUUAAUUUCCUUUUCCUUUUUUUUGAUCGUCCAUUGCUAUUUUUUAAAUAUCAUGUCAAAAAAUUCUACCCGACAUCAGUGUGAAACCACUGACUGUCUCCCUGCUCUUGCAGUUUUAUUCUAGAACCUACAGUAACAGAUGUUUUUUUCUUUCCCCUCAAGUAAAGUGUGUGUGUGUGUGUGCACGCGCAUUCGCGUGUAUGUGUGCGUGAGUACCCCAAACUACAAGUGCACCCUGGAGAGAACUUGAUGAUGCCCCGUUUCCUUAUUUACGAAAAAACUUGAAGGAUUCUCGUUGGGAUAAUAUCAAAUGGACAAACACUAAGUCUUUAUUUUUGAUCUUUUUCCCCUCUAACACUUUUACCCCUUGUGCGCACUACUCCCGAGAGUCUUGCUGUGCAUGAGACACUUGGAUGAAUCAGCUCACAGGCUUUGUGGAUUGUAUAGAUUGAAUGGAAGAAUGGAGACGUGGAGGUGAAUGGAUCUGGGUUUGGCUCUUGCCAGUACAUACUGUCAGUUCAUUUGUAGUAUUGCUGGAGAAUACAAAAUUCAUCACUGGUUGAAAUCCCCCCCCCCCCCCCCCCAACCCCCCCAAACCCCCCAAACCCCUCUCGCUGUACGCCAAUGUAAAGGUCAUCUCGUAUUCAACCCUGAUCCAUAUUGAACACUGAAUCUCGGGGGGGUGGAAGGCCAAAUGCGCUCUGCUUUGGAUAUACCGAGAAAAAAUGGACACUGCUAGGCUUGUCUCAGCAAUACGUUUUUGUUUUUAAAAUGCUAUUUAAUGUGUAUGUGUGUGUGUCGGCUGUGUUUUGAAUGAGCUCUAGAUCUAGACGUGAGAAUGCAUGAGGCUGAUGGGGGCGUGUGGGGACAGCAGCACUGCUACGUUGUCAUGGCAACAUGAGACGGGUUUUUUUUUUUUUUUUUCUUGAAUGGUUUGGCUGGUAAGUCUAUGGCCUCUCCCUCAUUGACUUAGACCCAUCUGCUAGGUGGCACCUAACGGGUAUAGGAGUGCUCCUAGUCCAAAUCCAUCCGCCCAUCUCAAGAUGUCACCCUGCAGUAUGAUAUAAAGAGGAUGGGGAAAGGCCUUAACCAGUUUCAUCUCUUAGUUAGUCAACAAUGAAUGGCUGCGGUUUGUUGGUGUAUGUAUGUAUGCUAUCAUUCACUGUAAUUCAGGGCUUUUCUGAUUGAACUAAAUUUUUGUUACAAAGGGAUGUGUUUGAUCAAGAUGUUGUUGCAAGUGAUCUCGAGUAGAGUGUGUUUUGCUUGGUCAGAACAUUGUAUGGUUCAUUUUGCGGGCGAUACAUUUCCCCGUGCAUGCAGUGAUGCUUUAGCCUGCCGACUGAAAGAAAGAGUAGCUUAAGAUGAUUGGCAGGUGACAUGCCUUUUGUAUCUUUAUUUUUUUUUCUUUGCAAACUCAUGACAGGCCAAUUUGUGAAACAAAUGUAGCAAGGUGGAGAAAGUUGCAUGACAGUUUCUCAUGACAACAGAAAUGUUUUAUUUUUUUUUUAUUACUUUUUUUAUUUUGCACAUUCCUUCGUUGUCAGUAAUAAAUGUGUGGAGCUCCACUUUGCGUUUGUGUGGCCCACUAGAUGGCAGAAGGUGCGUGCGUGCGUGCGUGUGUGUGUGUGUGUGUGUGUGUUGCACAUUCAAGAGACUGUGCCAUGUAUUAUUAAAACAACCUUGAGUUUUGAAUAUGUGACUUUAAAUUAUUCAUUUUGUAGGGUACGCCCCAAAUAUAAUAAUAGCUCUAUACUUCAACCGACAGUUUUAACCUUGUCCCAUCUCUCAUUUUUUCCUCUCAUUACAGAGCACAUCAGAUCGAUUCCUAAAUAAAGAAUAUAUCUCUCUUUGACCUGUU
This is a messenger RNA of Sardina pilchardus (European sardine), 2994 nucleotides long. RefSeq names its product estrogen receptor binding site associated antigen 9 (gene ebag9). The transcript has 7 exons. The coding region runs from base 344 to 982 and encodes 212 amino acids. Gene Ontology annotation, cellular component: secretory granule. NCBI's taxonomy places the organism in Eukaryota, Metazoa, Chordata, Actinopteri, Clupeiformes, Clupeidae. The record is from RefSeq and is a predicted model, not a curated record.